AUGGAGAUUGAACAUUAUGUAAUAUGUACAUAUAUAGCUGUUGCUGGUGCAAUAGUGUCUGUGGUACCAGCGUUGAAGCCAAUUUUUAGGAUAUCUUUGCUACUGAUUGCAAUACCUUUCAUGGCUCGAAUAUUACGACGUAUUUUUGGCCUUCCAUCUAAUGUUCCUGCUGCUGUCAAAUUCUUCAAAGAUUUUCGUGUUGGAGGACAUCGAGGUGCGCCGAAAGUUGCUCCUGAAAAUACGAUUGAAUCGUUUGAGAAGGCAAAAUUAUCUGGUAUGGAUCUGGUAGAAUUUGAUUUAGCAUUAACCAAGAAUGGUAUCGUAGUGAUUAUGCAUGACGAUGAUCUGAUGAGAACAUGUGGUGAACCGGGCCUGAUUGCAUCCUUCACUCUGGAAGAAUUAAGAACCAAAAAUGCUGGGAAAACAUUUCAGUUAUUAAAUGCACUGGAUAAUCAAGCUGCUUCGAAAAUUUACCAUAUACCAACUUUGGAGGCUACUGUAAAAUACUGCCGAGAUAACAAUCUAAAAAUGCUAUUCGAUGUGAAAGAUAGCAGUUAUGAGAUGAUUUCGCAAAUAGUAUCCGUAAUAUCAUCCAAUAAUUUGUAUGAUGAUGUGAUCGUUUCUUCAUUCUUCCCUUGGGUUCCAUAUGCCAUCAAGAAAAUUGAUCCCAAUAUAUUAACUGGCGUCACAUGGCGUCCAUAUUUUGCAACAUAUAAAGAUUUGGAAUGUUGUGUUCCACGAUUCUCGGGAUUGAAACACUUUUUUGCAUUGCUGUUAGAUUAUAUUAACAUGAAACUAUUGCACAGUUUUCUGCCACAAUUCCUUGGAGUUGAAAUGCUACUUCUAUAUGAGAAAGAAAUAUCUAGUGGAUUGGUAAAUAGGAUGAAGGACAUGGAUAUUCAAGUGGUUGCAUGGACGGUUAAUGAUCCACGUCAAAUGCUUUAUUUGGUCGAUACGUUGCAAAUUCCUUUUCUAACAGAUCUACCUCACUUGUACAAAGAUCUCAAAACUAUACGAAUGGAAAUGCAGAACAAGGAUAAAAUGGAAAAUUAA
This is a messenger RNA of Acanthocheilonema viteae, 1053 nucleotides long. NCBI's taxonomy places the organism in Eukaryota, Metazoa, Nematoda, Chromadorea, Rhabditida, Onchocercidae. The record is from the annotation of a GenBank genome assembly.